AGCUCCAGUCUGAGCCGCAGAGCCAGUCCAGCUCCAGUGCCUGCUCUGAUCCAGCUGUCCGGGCUUUGGCUGCAUUGUACCCAACAGCCAUUUAGCCCCGCGGUGCUGUUUGUCUGUCUGUUGCCGUCUGUGCGACUGUUAAUAGGAAUAUCGCCGAUGUGGGAACUCUGGGAAUAUCGCACUCCUUCACGGAAUGCUUGGAAUUAGCUGUCUAGUCGGCCAGCGCGGGAAAGCGCCUGUGAAACGUCGCUGUUCGCCGCCGCUGUCCUCUUUUCUCCGGGAUGUGACCGUGUGAUGGCUGCGGUCCAGUGAACUGGGAGCACGUUGACUGGUCCGCCUGUUCGCCCAGCAGCUUUCGGAGCUCGUCCUGAUCAUUUUACCGGGAUUAGUCGGAACCUAUGGAAUGUACAUGAAUAUUGGUCGGACAGGAAUUCCAAUCGGGGAGGCGAUGUGGGGAGCCGGGAGGAGGCGUGGGGUCCAGCCCUGAGUGGGCGUCCUGUGGCUGGGAGGAGCGUGGCCCUCCUACGGCCCUCCUGUGGUGCUCCGGGACGCUCCUACUAAGAUGUCCCUCAGCAGCGGCCCUGCAGGCGGGAAAGGUGUGGACUCCAACGCGGUGGACACAUACGACAGUGGUGAUGAGUGGGAUAUUGGUGUUGGCAAUCUGAUCAUUGACCUGGACGCUGAUUUAGAGAAGGACAAGCUAGAGAUGUCAAGCAGCAAGGAAGGAGGGGGCAUGGCGGCCCCUCCCAGCGCAGUGGCGGCUUUACCUGACAAUAUAAAGUUCGUUAGUCCUGCAUCAGCCACGGCAGGCAAAGAGAGCAAAUCAAAAUCCAAGCGUAGUAAAAACUCUAAGGAGAGCGUGAAGACGCCCCUCUCAGACGGAGCUAAGAAAGAGGUUCAGGGUCGGGCCCCCGGGGAGCUGCCACCCCAGAACCCUAACUCUGCCCCAAGUAAGGGGACGGACAAGUUGAGUAAACCAUCCCGCAUCCUCCCCGCUGUGAAAAAGGACAAAGACGGGGUUUCUGGAAAAACUAAGAAGGAGAAAAUAGAGGCGGUGGCUGCGGGAGCGGUGAAUGCUGAGAAAGAGCCCGGGGUGCUGCCGUUAGGAGCGCCUCGGGGUGGCCCAUUUGAGGGCCAACAAGCCCCCGAGCUCACGUCAGCCGAGCAGCUCGGGAACAUGGCGUUGGACUCGGUGGGGAUCGGACAGGCUGUGGCCAUGACGACAGAGCAGGAGGAGGUGGAUGGUGGUGACUGCCGGAAUCUGAAGAAAGUGAUCGGUGGGGAAAAGAUGGAGUCUCCAGCCUCGACCCCAGCUCCUCCUCCUCUCCACCUCCUUGGCGCCAUCGCCAACAGCGGUGACAUCUCGUCUCCCUGUGAGCAGAUCAUGGUCCGCACGCGCUCAGUUGCUGUGAACACUGCUGACGCAGCACUGGCAACUGAACCGGAAUGCCUGGGACCCUGCGAGCCAGGAACCAGCGUCAACCUGGAAGGCAUCGUGUGGCAGGAGACGGAGGACGGAAUGCUGGUUGUGAACGUCACCUGGAGGAACAAGACUUAUGUUGGAACUCUGCUCGACUGCACGCGGCAUGACUGGGCCCCACCAAGGUUCUGUGAGUCUCCCACCAGCGAUGUGGAGAUGCGGAGUGGCCGCGGUCGGGGGAAGAGGAUGCGUCCCAGCAGCAACACGCCCUUGAAUGACAAUAGCAACUCCUCAGACAAUAAAGGCAGUGGCAGCAGCAAAACGCGUGGUGCUGCUGCAAACAGCAAAGGCCGGAGGGGCAGCCAGACGGCCGGCUGUGCCGAGGACGCCAAGGCCAGUCCGUCCUCCGCCAAGAGGAAGACUAAGCCUGCCUCAGAUAUGGAGCCGACCUCCAGCUCAGAGGACACCAAAGCGUCAAAGCGCAUGAGAACUAACUCAACAGGUGCCGGGACUCCUCUUCCAGGAGGUAAAACUGACCCCCUGCCACCGCCACAGCUGGAUCGGACCUGCCCCUCCCCUGUCCUCAUUGACUGCCCUCAUCCAAACUGCAACAAGAAGUACAAGCAUAUCAAUGGACUGAAAUACCACCAGGCCCGCGCUCAUAAUGACCACGAUGUCCGACUGGACCAGGAUGGAGACAGCGAGUAUGGGGAUGACCCCACCCUCCAUCCUGACCCAGCCUCCUGCAACGGCGCUGCCAUCUCACCUGCCCGCUCCACUACGCCGAAAGGUCGGGGGUUUGAUGCCCCCUCCCCCUCAUCAGGCAAGCUGACGUCAAAGGGGAAGAAGAAGACGGGUGAGGCUGAGCCUGAGGUGACUGAUGGUGGCGAGGAGGGGGGAUGUUUGACUGACGAGGCCAGCAAUGAUGGGAUGGAUGACAGGAAGGCCAAGAAAAUGGCGACCGGAGGCAAACCUGAUAAACUGGCACAGAAAGGCUUGAAGCCAACCCGCCCCACGGGCGCCCCUGGAGUUCCCUCGCCAUACUCCCUGCAGGCGUCUUCCCCUGCUCUGGGUUCAGUGGUACAGACCGUACCCAAAAGCCCCCAGCUAAAGAACGUCCAGCCUAAACCCCCGCCACUCACGGACCCUGCCUCCAGCCCUGCCCAUUCCAAGGACAAAAAAAAGAAAGACAAGAAGAAGAGGGACAGCGUGAAGGAGGGGGACAGCCCAAAGGCGAUGGGUAAGGCAGGAAGGCUGGAGGAGGGGAAGAGCCCAUACUCUGAGGUGUCGGAUACUUUGCUCAAUGGCUCCACAGAAGCUCAACAGAGCCGGCUCGCCAGCAUCAAAGCCGAGGCCGACAAGGUGUACAGCUUCUCCGACAACGCACCCAGCCCGUCCAUUGGCGUGGCCAGCAGGAUGGAGACUGGCCUGGCGCCCCCCCUCCACCUCAACCAGAACGGAGCCGACAAUACAUCAGUCAAGACUGGCAGCCCCGCCUACUCUGACAUUUCUGAUGCAGGGGAGGAUGGCGAGGGAAAGGCAGAGGGAGUGAAGGUCAAGUCGGAACCUGACCAGGGAACUCGUGAGGGUGCCAAGAAGACGCUCUUUCCCCCUCAGGCACCCAGUAAGGACUCACCAUACUACCCCAGCUACGACUCCUACUACUCCCCCAACUACCCUAACCCCAGCCCAGGAGCAGCACCGGCAGCACCGUCUCAUGGAGAGGCAACGCAGGUGAAGGUAAAGAAAGAGGAGGAGCUUGAGGUGGGAGAGGAGGGAAAACUAAAGGCAGAGCCUCUGGAAGAGAGGAAGGUGGAGCCAGGGCCUCAGCAGCCGUCAGUCAUCCAGCAACGCUCCAACAUGUACACCCAGCAGCUGUACUACAAUCAAUACUACGUUCCUCCCUACUCCUACUCCCCUGAGCAGGCCUACCAUGCUCACCUGUUGGCCUCUAACCCCGCCUACCGCCAGCAGUAUGAAGAGCGGCAGCGGCAGGCCGAUAAGAAGGUGGAGGGCAAAGAGCGUGAGGCUUCUGUGAAAGAAGAGUGGAAGCAGAAAGUGUCGGUACCACCCACUCUGUCUAGAGCGCCCAGCCUCACUGACCUGGGCGCGAAGGGAGGGAUUAACCCAGCAAAACCCAAAGAGCCUGCGGCCUCUUCGGAACAGGCCAAGUCGGUCAUCAUGGUGAAGGGAGAGGAGCCUAAGGCCCCAGUCGCCCAGCCGGAGGGUCUGAAAAUCAAGCUGAGUGAAGGAGGGCAUCAUGGGAAAGAGGAGUUGAAGUCAGGGGUGGAAUCAGGUCGACCGGCAGGUGUGGAGCCUGCCAUGUGGUACAGACAGGAGCCAGACUCACGCUUGUGGCCGUACGUCUACCCCAGCAAAUUCUCGGAGGCUCCUAAACCCCAGGAGGAUGACAGGUGGAAGGAGGAGCGGGACAGGAAGGGGAAGGAAGACAGGCCGCGGAACAAGGAGGGCCUCCAGAAAGACGAGGCAGUGAAGGAGGCAGUGGAGGGCAGGACGCAGCUGCCCCCGGAGGACCUCCGAGGGGGUGGGAAGGAGGCACGCCCGCCUCAUAUGCAGUUCCCCUCGCCGCUGGCCCAGCAUCAGGGCUAUAUGCCCUACAUGCACGGGCCAUACGCCUACAGCCAGGGCUACGAGUCAAGCCACCCUGGCUACAGAGGCAUGCCCUCAGUCAUGAUGCAGAACUACCCAGGCUCGUACCUGCCGGCCAGUUACUACGCCUCCUCGUACGGAGGGAAGGUGGGGGCAGGCGAGGAUGGUGAGAAACCCUCCAGGUCCAGUCCGUCGGUGAAGUCAUCCAGCGAGGCCAAAGCUCUGGACCUGCUGCAGCAGCACGCCAGCCAGUACAAAAGCAAAUCGCCAUCUAUCCAAGACAGCAAGACGCCACAUGACCGCGAGAGAGAGAGGGAGGGCGACCGGCCGCGCUCCUCGCCCUCGCAGCGCAUCCUGCCUUCCCAUCAUCACCUUGGAUACCCUCUGUAUGACCUGUCCUACCCCUCAGGCCUGUCCUCCUCAGCCAUCGUCGCCAGUCAGCAAGCGUCCGCCCCGUCCAUGUACCCCCCCGCACGGAGGUGAGAACGGUACACCUGAUUGGCCGACCUCCACGCCUCUCCGAGUCAUGUGACUGGAUCAGAUGAAGAAGCGUUUCUGUUUCCGUAACAUCAGCUCAAUGGUGUUGUGUGUGUGUGUGUUUGAUGUCUCUGCCUGGACGCCCAACUGGCCGCUCCGCCCCUCGCCAAACUGGUGAAUGUUCUUGCCAGUCCCACCGGGUCCAGACAGUGCCAUUGGGCAGCGAGGUUUGGCCUCACAGAUGCUGCUGGGACGAAGGAGGGAGGAGCUAACAGUCCCAGGCCUGCAGUGAGGGCUGCGCCGUCACUUCUGUGUCAUUUAAUGACCCUCGGUUUGGGUUCUUUUUACCUCCUGCUGUGACCUCUGACCUCUUUGAGAAGGAGCGGCUCAGGUCCAGAUGUCAUCACACCUUCACCUGGAUGUAUCUCAGCCUCACGGAAAAUAAAGAGAACACUGUGGAUGGAGGAGGGCCGGCCAAUCAGAGAGCAGCACGCAGACUGCUUCCUCAGGCUGACUGAGUGACAGGCUGCUCCUCCUCAGUGUGUAGCUGUAAUGUACUCUGUGUGUGUGUGUGUGUGUGUGUGUGUGUGUGUGUGUGUGUGUGUGUGUGUGUGUGUGUGUGUGUGUGUGUGUGUGUGUGUGUGUGUGUGUGUAAAUACUGUACAGAGGAAUUAUUUUAAAGAGACUGUUGGAUGAUGUUGGAUUUCCUACUCUUCUUUUUGUCUGGUAGCCUCUGCCUCUGUUUUUCUACUGUUGUUGAUCUGAUAUUAAACCUGUAGCUGGUGGAGCGGCGCUCAA
Molecule: messenger RNA, 5305 nt
Organism: Archocentrus centrarchus (flier cichlid)
Lineage: Eukaryota; Metazoa; Chordata; Actinopteri; Cichliformes; Cichlidae
Product: zinc finger protein 609-like
Exons: 9
Coding region: 563-4513 (1316 amino acids)
Biological process (GO): regulation of transcription by RNA polymerase II
Cellular component (GO): nucleus
Source: RefSeq, a predicted model, not a curated record